AUGGCAGAUUCACAGGAGUGCCGUGUAGAAGUCCCUAUCCCUGCUGCCCGACGGCGAUCAGCAUACGAGUUACUGGUCACUUCAACCGCAUGCCAACUCGUGAUCCGCCACAGCAAGACGAAAGUUAAUUCGACCUGCUUUGUGUUUAUGAUUUUGAAGCUCUAUUCUUACUCUGAGCCUGAUAGCAAUACAUACCAGCGGGUGUCUCAAAAUCAUCCUAAUCACAGAUUGCCCGGGCAAGAGCCUACAGGAGCUCUUAUUUAUAUACUUGUUCAAGCACGGUUCCUCAUUGAUGAAUCUGAACAACUUGUACGGCGCCGCGUACGGCUCAAUGUAGAUGAACUUGGGCGCAUUGCUGCAAAUUCAGUUGAUGCUGAACAUUGUGUUGAUUUAUUGCAACAUGUCCCGCGGCGGCUGUAUAACGAGGCGUAUAUUCUUGCUAUGGGCAAUGGGAUGCAGGCCAUUGGGAUGGCCCCCAACCCCAAUGCUGGAGUGCCUCAAUUAGUUAUACUACAACUAGUGAAGUAG
Molecule: messenger RNA, 528 nt
Organism: Paracoccidioides lutzii Pb01
Exons: 2
Coding region: 1-528 (175 amino acids)
Source: RefSeq, a predicted model, not a curated record